AUGCCAUUCAGCAGGCUACUCAGCAGACCCCCUUCUAUAAAACUAUUCUGCCUCAGCCAUUUGUCGCUAAUAUUUCUAGAAAGUCAUUCUACACCCGUGACCGCCAACAUGAAGGCUGCUGUAUUCACAAUCGCUGCUGCAUCCUUAUUCACCUUUGUCUCAGGCUUUUGCUGCUGUGUCCCAGGCAACAAAUGGAUAGCAGGGUCUGGAAACCUCAACAACUGUGCAUCGGAUUGUAGGAAGGCAGGCUUCAAGAAUGCUGGCUGCAACUAGUCCUUGUUUACAUCAGAUGUGAUUAUCUGUGAAGAUAGUUGCAUCUCAAGUUAAGGCUGAGCAUAUAUGUUUUAUGUUUUUGGAGGUGAAAUGGGGCACUGAAUCAAUUACGUGCUCCUAUUGACGCUUUGUGGAACAAACUGAGAAUGUUUCUACUGCUUGUCAAAACUUGGAUAAAUUGAAAGGUCUUUGGGGGAAAAAAGCUGAGAUACGUAUUGGAAACAGAGUUUUCUCAAUUGCCUUGCCAAAAUCCAUUCCAUUCAU
Messenger RNA from Colletotrichum destructivum, 537 nucleotides. RefSeq lists its product as uncharacterized. Lineage: Eukaryota; Fungi; Ascomycota; Sordariomycetes; Glomerellales; Glomerellaceae. The record is from RefSeq and is a predicted model, not a curated record. Bases 1 to 273 code for a protein of 90 amino acids. The transcript is spliced from 2 exons.